Molecule: messenger RNA, 1497 nt
Organism: Leptopilina boulardi
Lineage: Eukaryota; Metazoa; Arthropoda; Insecta; Hymenoptera; Figitidae
Exons: 3
Coding region: 1-1497 (498 amino acids)
Source: RefSeq, a predicted model, not a curated record
AUGCUAUGCGGUUUAAAAGAAGACUUCACUGCAAAUCGUCCGUGUCGGGAUUGUAUGGCAACCCUUCAACAGGUCCGUCAAAUGACACAAGAAGAUGAAAGCUUGUUGAGAACUCCUGAACAACACGAGGAACAAGUUGCUGAAAUAGAAGAAGCUGAAGGAAGAGAAAAAGAACAGCUUUUUAAAGUCGACCCAACGCGGAGUGCUCCUCAUGAUAUUGUUCAUGACCAUUUGCUCGGAGAUCUUAUACUGACUUUACAACUUUUAAUGCAAAAAGUUGUACUCAAGAAAUUACCUUUAAGUGUAAUUAACGACAGAAUUCAGAACUUUGAUUACGGAUACAAUGAACUGUCAUCCAAACCAUCAACAAUUAAAUCUCAGCAUCUUGUUCCUGGCAAUAACAUGCAUCAAAAUGCGAGUCAAAUGUUUUUAUUGGCUUUUAUCAUACCAUUUGUAGUGCAGGAUGUCAUUGAGGAAAAUUGUCCGUAUUUUGAGAAUUAUUCACAGUUAUUGGAAAUAAUUUCAAUUAUAUUUGGAACUUCGAUCAGUACAGGAAUGCUCGAUUACUUAAUGGAUAUAACGGAAGAAUAUUUAGAAUCCUUCAGAGAUCUAUAUAAAGAAGUUAACGUUGAAGACAAUGUUUCUCUUUUGAGAAAUUUAAUCCCGAAGCAACAUUACUCCUUACAUCAUCCUCGAAAUGUGAAGGACUUUGGCCCACUUGUCGCAUUCUGGUGUAUGCGUAUGGAAGCCAAACAUCAAUUUUUCAAAAGAAUAGUGCAAACUAUGCGUAACUACAAAAAUCUGCCUUUUACAUUGUCGGAGCGUCAUCAAUUGUAUCAAGCAUGGAUUUUUCAAUUGCCUCUUUUGAAAAGGAUUACUCACGGACCAAGAAGAUUAACUUCUAUUCACAGAGUAGACUUUGACGAAAUGUUUCCAAAUGAUUUAGCAUUGGAAAUAGUUCCUUGGAUCAAUUAUGAUGGGACAAAAUACGUUUUCAAUAAAUGUUACAUUCCAGUGGACUAUAGUUCAGAAUACCUUCCUGUUUUUGCGGAAUUAAUUGCAAUUGUCUUGACUGAUGCAUUACCCAUUUUUGUCUGCAAAAAAGUUUCUACUGUUUGUCACAAUUUAAGACUAAUGUCUUAUGAAAUAGAAAGAUCCGAAAUUUAUGCAUGUUACACACCUGAAAACAUUAUUGGACAUAAUGUCUACCACAGCCACAAAUCGGAAGGAAAGAAUUUUAUAUUUAUUAAACAAUGUGUCGAAGUUGAUGACGUAGCUGGUCAGGUCUUAGCAGAAAAUGAUUUAAGUGAACCAGAUUCACAUAUUACAGAGUCAGAAUCAGUUGAUCAGCAAUCGUUGCCUAGUAAAUCGCUACUUUCCAAGAAAUCUUCUGAACACUUGGAGUUAUCUGACGAUUCUUUAUCCUCAUUUGAAGAAUCAUCUUCCCGAUCACCACAGAAAAAUACUAAAGCACCACUAGUAGAAUCGAAAAAUUGA